Sordaria macrospora k-hell is the source of this 249-nucleotide messenger RNA. RefSeq lists its product as uncharacterized. NCBI's taxonomy places the organism in Eukaryota, Fungi, Ascomycota, Sordariomycetes, Sordariales, Sordariaceae. The record is from RefSeq and is a predicted model, not a curated record.
AUGCCCGUCCAAUCUAAACCCAUCACGACCUGCCAGGACACUCGCGCGUCCAAGGCCGAGCACCGCCGCGCCAACCAGGCAGAACAAAAGAGCAACGUUGUUGUCCAAGAGGUCGAAGUCGAAGUCGAAUCCGACAUGAGCCCGACCGAGCGUGCCAGGUUGGAAAUCAUGGCGAAAGUGGCAUUGGCAUUGCUCGAGAUGAUGGAGGGCCAGAAGAAGGGAGGAGCAACCAAGGAGAAGGAGACGUAG